GCUGCAGAGUCGUCACGCCGGCAGCUUUCUGGCUUCCCCACAACUGCUGCUCCCUACUCGCGAAUAUCGGAUCGAAUACAUCACAUGAUGGGAUUGUCUUGCAGUACAGAGGUGAAGUCCCCUCUCAAGUGCACGUCGAUGAACCGCAUCGAGUCAACAUCCACUCCCCCGGAAGGACAGGAAGAGUCUGAGAACGCGGAUGUGAUCGAUCUGAUCAAGCUCUCAGAGGGUGACAGCGCGGACUUCGACAAGUUUUCAGCGAGAAUCGCUACUUUUUUCAAUGACGAAGGCGUUAAUCACCAUUGGCUCUCGAAACCUCAAUCGCUAUCUCCGCCCAAUUGUGCGAUAUUCGGAUGGAGACUGACUUCCUGUAACAUGCUCACUUGCGAAUUGUGUGGUGCUAAACUCUAUGCCGAAGUCAGCGCAAAACUUCCCCCUCAUACUGCGCGCAAGUGUUUGAAAGAACUCGAGAGGAACCUGAGGUCAGGUCAUACGAAAGGUUGCACUUACCGUUUCGCGCCUUCUCCCGAGGAGUUCAAAUUCGUGUCCUCGAAAGCCGCUUCGACUUUGAUAGAGGAAUUUCAGAAACGUCUGCAAUCUCUAAAAGUUCUCGCAGACGAUCUUCCGAGCGUGACCCUGGACGAGUUCGAAUAUCUUGACCAGGUGAAGCGUGAUAGCGAUCUCAAGGACACACCAAGCGAGCUGGUUAUUCUCGCUUUAAUGGGAUGGGAGCAUCACUCCACGGCUUACAAUAAAUUUGUUUUCAUCCGAUGUGGAUAUUGCUUCCGCAAAGUCUGCACCAUGUUCUACCGUAAACUGACGAGGGAGGAAGAGCUCCUGGUCGAAGAAGCUGAACAACGCAUGCGUGAGGAGAGCAAGGAUUCCUCCCCGAACAGUUCGAAUCCUGAGGAAACCCAGACUGUCCCCGGUUCCACUGAGCGGAAGCGCAGGGGCUCCAAGGAUAUUCUGGAAACGAAGCUGACGUCGUCCAAGAAAAAGAGGAAACCGCAGGAUCAGCUCAAUCCCGCUUUCGAGCAUCGAUCUUGGUGUGCUUGGAUAUCCAAACCGAGCCACGACUCGCCAGUGGGCUGGAAAGUUCUCCUCCAGCUGCUCAUUUCGCACAACGAGCGCAUCCAGAGUAGCAGAUCGCCGCAGAAAGUGUCUCACGAAGCCGCCAUCGAUGCAGCCGAUAAGGCAGUGGAGAAUAUUCGUCGGAAAAGCGAUCAUUGGAAAGGUCGUAUCCUACAGGGCGAUAAGGACCAACUCAUCGAGCCCGUCAGAUCAUCCAACCAGGAAACUUCUGUUGUGAGCAGCCCAUCAUCCUGAGAUCGAUUGUCCUAAUCUUAUUGUAAAAAGAACUCGGACGACGGGAGAGGAGACGUGUACAUUCGAAGUGUUUGUAUCUU
Messenger RNA from Galendromus occidentalis (western predatory mite), 1406 nucleotides. Its product is annotated as nuclear-interacting partner of ALK. Gene Ontology annotation, cellular component: nucleus. NCBI's taxonomy places the organism in Eukaryota, Metazoa, Arthropoda, Arachnida, Mesostigmata, Phytoseiidae. The record is from RefSeq and is a predicted model, not a curated record. Bases 85 to 1326 code for a protein of 413 amino acids. The transcript has 9 exons. Gene Ontology annotation, molecular function: zinc ion binding.